UAUUUUACCCCAAAAAUUUGUGUGAUUUUCGAAACUGUGCGCACGCUUUUUCUUCAGAAAUCACCGAACCAGCCCACGACCCUCUCACUCACAAACCAGGAAAAAAAUGGAUGCCCUUUUCUCCGAAUUCACAUUCCUCUCAGAUCAGGCACUCCAAGAUAAGAACUUUGAUCCAUCUAAAAUUGAAGAUCUGAUGAAACUCUUUGAAGUAGAGGCUUACAAGGCAUGGGCCGCGGCCGAGCUUGAACAGGAAAAAGAAUUUGAAGAAUCAGAGAAUUACAUGAACGAAGCUGAAGGGUAUCUUGAUUCAGUCAUGGAGAGUGCUAUGGAAGAAUUUCGCCUUUUCGAGGAGGAAAUGAAUAGGGUUUCAAAGGGGGAAUAUGAGAGUUUGGUUAAUGUCGCUGGGGUUGCCAGAAAAAUGGGAAAUUCUUUGGAAAAAGUGGCUACUUUUGCUGCAAAUAAGUAUAUUGAAGCUGCUGUUAAUUCUGCUACUGCUUCGAUGAAAUCAGCGAUCAAAGCGAUUUCUUCUAAUGCCAAGAAGGUUCAUCCUCUAAUAUCUUCCAAUUCCCAUGAAAAAUUGGAGUAGAUUUCUAAAACCCUCGAUUUGGUUUACUGUUCUUGAUUAUCGUUGGAUCUUGUUUAGACUUUUGAAAUGAUAAACUAAAGUUUCCAGAUGCAGGAAAUGGUUUGAGAUUUCAGUACUUGUUCCUCUGAUUAUGCUUGUUGGAGCAACCUUAUACUUAUUGGUUAUAGUUUUUGCCUCUGAUUAUGCUUAUUGGAGCAACUUGAUACUUAUUGGUUUA
This is a messenger RNA of Olea europaea var. sylvestris, 803 nucleotides long. RefSeq lists its product as uncharacterized. The transcript has a single exon. NCBI's taxonomy places the organism in Eukaryota, Viridiplantae, Streptophyta, Magnoliopsida, Lamiales, Oleaceae. The record is from RefSeq and is a predicted model, not a curated record. The coding region runs from base 107 to 586 and encodes 159 amino acids.